Alternaria burnsii is the source of this 855-nucleotide messenger RNA. RefSeq lists its product as uncharacterized. Gene Ontology annotation, molecular function: protein binding. The record is from RefSeq and is a predicted model, not a curated record. The transcript is spliced from 3 exons. NCBI's taxonomy places the organism in Eukaryota, Fungi, Ascomycota, Dothideomycetes, Pleosporales, Pleosporaceae. The coding region runs from base 1 to 855 and encodes 284 amino acids.
AUGGCUACCCCAGUGCCGAACGCUCAUGUGGUGAUGAUGAAGGAGUUGUUAGCAUCAGGCAAUUACUCUGACUUCACAAUCACAUGCGGAAGUGACACAUACCGCGUUCACAAGAACAUCGUCUGCGAGCGUUCUAGCUUUUUUAAGCGCGCCGAGAGGUUUCCGCGGCCUAUUGGCGAAGAAGCAAGUGAAAGCAAAGUCGACCUAUCUGAAGACGAGCCGGAAAUCGUACGACUGCUCGUUCAGUACCUCUAUGAAAACGAUUACGAAGCGGAUUCCGACGAGAAAUGCGAGCAGAGACGGAAGCAGAAACAGGCUGCCAUAGCCCUGCGAUCGAAACGCAGCCCCGGUGGCUGUGGCUUCCUCUUGAAAUUUCCCCAUCAAUGUGGUCAGGGUUGUCAUUAUUCUAGCGUUUGGGUCUGCCCGCAUCAUCGCUGCGAUAACUGCAUUUCAAAGUGCAACUUCACAUGCAGUACCUGCUCUCCGAUCAUGGAAGGAGAGAAGAUCGACCCGAAAUUGUUGCUCCUUCACCCCAAGAUGUACGCAAUUGGCGACAAAUACGAUGUGGCAGGUCUCAAGGAGCUAGCACGCACAAAGUUCUCUCCAGUCUGCAUGUCAUUGUGGAAUGAGGAAGGCUUCGCGCAAGUAGUAGAACACGUUCUCAGCACUACACCAGACAGCGACAUUGGUCUGCGAGACAUGAUCUCUAAGACAAUGGUGUCGCACGUCGAGCUGCUCAACAAGCCCGCUGUCGCAAAGGCGUUGAACAAGCACACCAGCUUCAUGUUCAAGGUCCUCCGACACAUAGCUGAAGACAAAGCAGGCUUUGCACUGGCGCACAUCAAGCUUUCGUAA